AUGUCGUCACUCUUACCCGGCCACCUUCUCCUCCUCGUAGCAGAGCACGCAGACUUUGCCCAGAUCCAAGCCCUCCGAGCAACCUGCAAGACCAACCGCGCCCUGCUGGACAGCUACCAGCACACCGUAACAAGAGUCAACACCGCCCGGUACCCCUGCGCACCACGCAACCACAUCCUCGCCUCCGACACCCGCGAGCGCGAGGUGCUGCCAAAAGACACAUUUGAUACCAUCCGAGAGCUAGAGACGCGGCACCGACACAUUGAGCAGAUCGUCCACGGCUCAUACCUCGCCUUUUGGGAAGAGUACGGGCUCCAGGACGCGAAUAAGGCGGACACCAUCCGCGCCAACCUAAAGAGAGCCCUCUGGCAGUGCUCGGCGAUUGCGGACCUGGAGACGCACUCAAUACGGUACAGAGACGACGUCGUCCCCCGCCGGGAUUCUUGUGUGAAGUCUCUCAUCCAUCAGGAGAUUAUACUCCACGACGCGCCCCCUCCCGACGGCUGGCAUCUGGCUUUGAGGGAGGUCCACGAGUCCAACCGCCAGGAUGUGCGGUUCCGUCAAAUCGCCCACGUCCGCAAUGACCUCUCUACGCAGGACCUCGCGGGCAUAGUAGUCCUCGCGCACCUCGCUAGUCAGGGGUACCGGAGGUACAGGGCUCCCACGACAAACGGGCUGAGCCGGCCCGAGAUUAUCGAGAUGGGGGUGUGUAUGGCGGAGAACACCAUCCGCCACGGCGUUUUCUUUCUGUAUAGCAAGGUCGUAGCUGGCGAGGGUGAAGGCGACGAAGACGGGCGGCACCACGCGAGGCUGCUUCUGGACGAUACCUUUGACGAGAUGCGGCGGUGGGAGGCCGGGGAUCCUAGUGUGCUUCCCGGUCUGACGAUGAGCGUCGCGUCUACGUUUUGCGAGAAGAUUGGGUGCGAGCACCGGGAUAUGCUGGAUGCUGCGUGUACGUUGUUGAGGGGGGAUGUGUGGCGUCCUGCGGCGGAGGAGGACGAGGGGGAGGAGGUCGAGCCUGAGGCUGGGAGGGAGAAGCCUACUGGGGAAGAGGUUGAGCAGGAUACCGAAGCCAUCCAUCACCACACUCACCACCAUCGCCAUCUACUGACGAUCAACACCACCACCAAAAUCACGAUUUAUCACACAACCACCAUCCGAACCCCUCAAACCGCAAACAUGGCCAAAGCAACAUACGCACCCUCCACCUUCUCCGAGACCUCGACAAUCUGCUCCUUUGAAAAGGAAUCCUUCGAAAAAGACCCCGCCGUGACAGUAGCACCAGUACCCGCCGUCAAGGAACGCCGCUCUCUCCGCUCAAGAGUCAAGAAGGCCCUCCGCGAGGUCGGAAACCCGCCCACCUACCGCUACGACCUCGAGCACGGCAUCGAGACCAAGAGGACGGUGCCCGUCGGCCCCAUGGGUUUCAACGUCCUCAACCAGCCCUCGCGCAUGUAA
Colletotrichum scovillei is the source of this 1458-nucleotide messenger RNA. RefSeq lists its product as uncharacterized. Bases 1 to 1458 code for a protein of 485 amino acids. NCBI's taxonomy places the organism in Eukaryota, Fungi, Ascomycota, Sordariomycetes, Glomerellales, Glomerellaceae. The record is from RefSeq and is a predicted model, not a curated record. The transcript has 2 exons.